AUGUGUUCCGAAGUGGAACCCUCCUCCUCCUCCUCCCUCAACCCCUCCAUACCACCCCUCCUCCUGCUUUUUCGCUUCCUGGAAAGAUCUCCAGGAAGCCCUCAUCCCGCCCUGUCCUCUCCCGAAGAAGGAGGAGGAGGAAGAAGGAAGGUUUUACAAAAGGUUGAGGAGGGAAAAGAUUCCAGGUCAACUGAUUUUUGUUGCGGGGAUCUCCUGGCAACAUGUGGCAUCUUCCCGCGCCUUUUUUGGCCAAAGAACGGCGUUUCCCUCAAUAAGUUUAUCAGAGAACCUUCAAAAAAGGAGACUGCAGCCAUAGUCCCGUGGUUUACAGUACAUUUCAAAGCUGAAUUAGUUAAAAAAUUACUUGUCAUAUACUAUCUAGAGGAGAGUCAAAUAAAUGAAGAUGCCCUAACUAGUGUGAUUUCCCAAGUGCUCGACCUCAUUUCAGUAAAAUCCCCCUCCCCGGGCUUUAAACACUCGACUAUGGAUAGCAAGAGUCCCAGCGCCUCGGGCAAUGGUGUGGCCCACGAUGACAACGACGACGUGGUGAUGAAGGCAGCGGAAUCCAAAAGCAUGGCGUUUAACGGGUCUCCCAACGGUCAUGAUCGCCCUCUUUCCGGGAAGAUUGAUCACAGUGAAAAACCCGUCGGCGUUUUCGUCAUGCCGCCAACGAUAGAGAAACCUCCUUCGGCGAAGGCUGCUGACAGCCCCAGCAAAGCGGGUGGGAGCAUGGACAGCAAGAACCACAAAGAUGUCGUCGGCGUUGACAACGGGCACGCCAAGGAUGAGAAAAAAGAUGCGUCGAACGGUGACAAAAACGGGAAGUCCAGUGGUGACAAAAAUGGCACUUCUAACGGUGAUAAGAACGGUGGCACCUCUGACGGUGACAACGCCUCCGUUAAAAGUCAAGCAAGCCACGACAGCAGCCCAGAGGCGAAAGGCCAACAGUCUGCUGCGGACCAACACACAGCUCAAGAAGGUUCUGUCAGUAACGGGCCUUCCAAGAAAGAGGAGAAUGGAGACGAUCAUAGCACAAAGUCUGACGAGAGUAAGGGCAAGGAUGACAGUGCUGUUCAGGAUGACAAGUCAUCAUCCAAAGGGGACGAUGGUGAUGCCGAUGCUGAGUCCAGUAAAGGUAAAGACGACGGUAGUAAAUCUGAGGAGAAAUCAACGGCAGAAAAAUCAUCACCACAGCAAGAAAAGCCAGGGGAGGAGAAACCUUCUUCAUCAGGGGAUCAGGAAGGGGCAGAUGCAUCAUCAGCAGUUGGGUCUCAAGGGCAAGGUAAUAAGGGAAGUGAAAAGCAUGAUGAUGGGAAAGUAGGGAAAGGGGAUCAGCCAAGUGAUGGUGAUAAAGGCACAAGCAAAGGUGUUGAUGAGCGUGAAGACCAUGUCAGUAGUGAUAAGGAAAAAGCGGACAAAGAAGAAAAGGAAAAGGAUGAGGGAAAAGAUGACUCGGAUGCCAAGAGUGAUAAGGGUGACGCAGAAUCUGUUAAGUCUGUAGGUGACAAAAGUGUGAAAUCAGUGGACAAGAGUCAGUCAGAGGCUGAAGAAAAGACUAAAUCAGAAGCAGCGGAUAAAAGUAAGUCAGUGGCUGAAGAAAAGAGCAAAUCCGUGACUGAAGAUAAGAGCAAAUCUGUGACUGAGGACAAGAGCAAAUUGGGUGAUGAAAAGAGCAAGUCAGAAGGUGAUGCAAAGGAUGAACCUGGAAAAGAGAAAAGUACUUCAGAAACGCAAGAGAAGAGCAAAGCCGAGGAAGAGAGCAAAUCGAAGUUGGGCGAAAAGGCUGAAGCUGAUAAAUCUGCCACGGAAGACAAAUCGAAACAGGACGAAAAGGGGAAAUCGGAAAUGGAGGAUAAGUCCCAGGGUAAGGCAGUGGAGUCCGAAGGCAAGGGCAAAGAUAUUGACGAGAAGUCUGUGUCAGAAGCAGAGAGAAGUAGAACUGAGGCCGAUGUUAAGUCUAUUUCUGAAGACGAAAGAAGCAUAACAUCAGACAUAGAAGAAAAGAGCUUGAAGUCAGAGCCAGAGGACAAAAGUAAGUCAGAAGCAGUGAAGAGUAAACCAGAAACUGAAGACAAGCCAGAUGUAAAAGAUCAAAGCAAACCUGAAACUAGUGAGAAGAGCGUAUCAGAAGCCAAGAGCAAAUCUGAACCUGAAGAGGAAAGUAAAGGAGAAAAGGAUGAACAUGAACCGGAAGAGAAGAGUAAGUCAGAGGUAGAAAAGAGCAAGUCAGAAGAAGAGAAGAGCAAAGCUGAAGCAUCUGAAAAGGGUAAAUCAGAUGAGUCGGAGAAAAGUAAACAUGAAGGCGACAAAACUAAAUCUGACGACGAAAAGAGUAAAGCUGAGCCUGAAGAAAAGAGCAAAUCUGAAGCAGAAGACAAGAGUAAAUCCGUGGCUGAAGAAAAGAGCAAAUCUGAGGCUGAAGACAAGAGCAAAUCUGAAGCUGAACAAAAAGCUAAAUCUGAGGCAGAAGAUAAGGGAAAAGCUGAAGAUGAAAAAAGUGAAGUUGAUGACAAGAAUAAAUCCUUAGCUGAUGACAAGAGUAAAUCUGAAGCUGAUGAAAAGAGUAAAUCUGAAGCCCAAGAGAAGAGUAAAUCUGAAGCUGAAGAGAAGAGUAAGUCAGACGCGGAGGAUAAAAGUAAAUCAGAUGAUGAAAAAUCUAAAGUAGAUGAAAAGAAAACAGAAGAGGAAGAAAAAAGUAAGGCAGAAUCUGAUGGAAAAAGUGAAGCAGAAGAAAAGAGUAAAUCUGAAGCCGAGGAAAAGAGUAAAUCAGAACCAGAAGAAAAGAGUAAGUCAGAGGCCAAAGAUACAUGUAAAGCGGUAGAUGAUAAAGGUGCAGUAGUGGCCGACGUUAAAGAUCAGAAGGAAGCCGAAGACAAAAGUGAAGCAGAACAGAAAAGUAAAUCAGAGGCAGAAGAAAAGAGUAAAUCCGAAGCCGAAGAAAAGAGUAAAUCAGAGGCUGAAGAUAAGGGUAAGCCAGAGGCAGAGGCAGAAGAAAAGAGUAAAUCUGAAGCUGAAGAAAAGAGUAAAUCUGAAGCCGAAGAAAAGAGUAAAUCAGAGGCUGAAGAUAAGGCUAAGCCAGAGGCAGAGGCAGAAGAAAAAAGUAAAUCUGAAGCUGAAGAAAAGAGUAAAUCUGAAGCUGAAGAAAAAAGUAAAUCUGAAGCUGAAGAAAAGAGUAAAUCUGAAGCUGAAGAAAAAAGUAAAUCUGAAGCUGAAGAAAAGAGUAAAUCUGAAGCUGAAGAUAAGGGUAAACCAGAGGCAGAAGAAAAAAGUAAGUCUGAAGCUGAAGAAAAGAGUAAAUCAGAGGCAGGAGAAAAGAGUAAACCUGAAGCUGACGAUAAGGAUAAGCAAGAGGCAGAAGAAAAGAGUAAAUUAAAGGCUGAAGAUAAGGGUAAGCCAGAGGCAGAAGAGAAAAGUAAGUCUGAAGCUGAAGAAAAGAGUAAAUCAGAGGCAGAAGAAAAGAGUAAAUCUGAAGCUGAAGAAAAAAGUGAAGCUGAAGAAAAGAGUAAAUCAGAGGCCGAAGAUAAGAGUAAGCCAGAGGCAGAAGAAAAAAGUAAGCCUGAAACUGAAGAAAAGAGUAAAUCUGAAGCCGAAGAAAAAGCUAAACCUGAAGCUGAUGAAAAGAGUAAAUCUGAAGCUGAAGAAAAGAGUAAAUCUGAAGCUGAUGAAAAGAGUAAAUCUGAAGCUGAAGAAAAGAGUAAAUCUGAAGCUGAUGAAAAGAGUAAAUCUGAAGCCGAAGAAAAGAGUAAAUCUGAAGCUGAAGAAAAAGCUAAACCUGAAGCUGAUGAAAAGAGUAAAUCUGAAGCUGAAGAAAAGAGUAAACCAGAGGCUGAAGACAAGAGCAAAUUAGAAGCCGGAGACAAGGCCAAAGAAGAGCCUGAGGAGAAAAGUGAAGCAGAGGAUAAAAGUAAAUCCGAAGCUGAAGAAAAGAGCAAAUCCGAAGCUGAAGAAAAGAGCAAAUCCGAAGCUGAAGAAAAGAGUAAAUCCGAAGCUGAAGAAAAGAGUAAAUCCGAAGCAGAGGAAAAGAGUAAAUCAGAAAAAGAGGCUGAUGCCAAACCAGAGAAAGAUGAGCCUGAUGCCAAAGAGGAGAAGGAGGAGGAAGUAGUAGUCGCUGUCAGCAAAGCUCCUGAUCUGAAAGCCGAAAAGGACCAAGACACCAAAGCCGAAGAAGACAAAGAGGAGAAAGAAGGUGAUAAGGAAGAGGCUGAAGCUGAAGAAGCCGAAGAGGCAGAAGACAAGGGCGAAGAAAAAGAAAAGGAUGAAAAGGUUGCGGAGGUGUCACAAGAGCAAGAAGAGAAAGAAGUGUUAGAAAAGGAAGGAGAAGAAGAUAAAGAAGCUAAGGGAAAAGAGGAAGAGGAAGAAGAAGAAGGUGAAGAAGCGGCAGUAGAAGACAAAGAGGAGGAAGAGGAAGAAGAAGAAGAGGCAAAAGAAGACAAAGAAUCUGACAAGGAGGAAGAGAAAGAAGGAGAAGAUGAGGAAAAGGGAGAAAAGGAAGCCGAAGACAAAGAAGAAGAAGAAAAGGCUGAUGAUAAAGAGAAGGGGGAGGAGGAACCCAAAACACCAAGAAAGGCAGGGAAGGAGAAAGAAGAGCCAAAGGCUGAGGGUGCCAGGACUCCGAAAAAGACCUUGUCGUCUAAGAGGCCCCGCAGAUCUGCCCGACGAAGACGAGCAGAGGAGGGCCAUGACAGUGGAGUCGACGAAUCAACACAGGCUAAGGUUGAGGUCACGAGCAUGGCUAUUUCUUCCACUCCAACUACCCUCACCCUUCCGUUGGAUGAACUGACCCCGGAUGAUAAGACGAAACAGGAAAAUGGCCAGAGCAGAUCGCCUUCGAAGGGCAGGGGUUCCCCAAGAAAGAGAAUGCCCAGGUCCACGGAGCCAUCCCCCAUGAAGCGCACUCCCACAUCAACUGCGUCCUCAGCCGAACGAAAAUUGCCCAUGAACAAGAUCGAAGUGGGCAAGUCCGCCUCCCCCAACCUCAAAGCGGUCAAGUCCAAAAUCGGUUCGAUGGACAACGCCGCCUACAAGCCCGGGGGCGGAAAGGUCAAGAUCGAGUCCAAGAAGUUGGACUUCUCGAAAGCCUCGAGCAAAAUCAGCGCCAAGAACGAAGCCUACACUCCUGGUGGAGGUGACAAGAAGAUCGAGUCCAAAAAACUGACUUGGAAUGCACAAAGUAAAAUUGGAUCACUGGACAACAAGGACCACAAGCCAGGUGGCGGCGACAAGAAGAUUGAGAGCCAGAAGCUCACCUUCAAAGUGGGUUCAAAAAUAGGCUCCAAGGAUAACAUUAAACAUAAGGCUGGUGGAGGUGACGUUAAGCAAAAGAAGAGUGAAAGGGCAAAGUCAGUGGAGAAAAUUGAGACAAAAAAGCUGGACUUCAAGGACAAGGCCUCCAGUAAAGUAGGUUCACUAAAUAAUGUUAAGCACAAAGCCGGCGGUGGCGACAAGAAAAUAUUUGACGACAAGGAUUACCUCAGGCAAAUGCAAAGUUCCCCAUGUAAAACCCCAACCAGUAAGGCCUCUUCUGAAGCCAAUUUGUCACGAACGCAGAGUCCCAGUCCAGCCCUCGUGUCUCCAGCUACACAGGAUGGAGAUGAUGUUGAGCAGACUGGGGUCAGCCAAGAAAUUACUCCUGCUGAGUGAGUUAACUGUGAAGGUCAUCUUGUGAUUCAUCUUGACUCUUAGCAUUUGGAAGGUCAAGAUUAGUUUGCGGAGAUUAAAUAAGGAACUAUGACUGAGAAACUUCUGUUGUUGCAUUUAUGGCAGUGAUUUAUAGAGCUGUUUUUGCAACUAAUACAGUGUUUUAAAUGUGGUUAUUUUCAACUUCAUAUUCUCCCCAAGUACAGAUCAUUACAUCAUCUGAUUGAGGCUCAGAAAUAAAAAAAAAAAUGAAAGUUAUUGUGAAGAUAUUUCUGUCCACUGCACAGACUGUUUAUAUGCAUUCCAUGUCAAGUCCAGAUAUAAAUAUUUAUAUAUAUACUGUAUAUGUUACUUUACCUAAAGGGAUGCAUGUGAGCAAGUGCUAAUGCAGCUCUGCUUUUGAUACAAGGUAAAGCCUGACUCUAAUGUUAUUUGUACAGUGAGGUUGAUGAAUAUUAUGCUUUCCUUUUUUGUUUUGAGGCAUUUAUAUAUAUAUACAUAUAUUACUAUCCAGGUAGAACUCUGGCUACUAUACAGCUUCAAUACUCAGUGUUCGAGGUACUGUUUCUGAUAUAAGGAAGAGGUAAUGGUGUGUAUGUGUGCUGCCACACACAAUUAGAAAACCUUCCCCAAAUAAUCUAUUGGCAGUGCUUAUUUAGCUUGCUAUGCUACAAAUUAAUCCAUACCUUCAUGUGGCCCCUCAAUUACUGACUAUUUUAUGUUAGAAUAUUUCCUCACACCUCUUAUCACUUCCUGUAGCACACUUCCCAACUUUCUCAAGAACCAAGCUUAGGCAGUGUUUAAUAAUAAAAAAUGAUAAAAAAAAAUGAGGGAUUUUACUCACAGUAAUAACUAUCAUAAUCAUAGCAAUAACAGUGGGAAGUCUAGAUGUUGAUGAAGCAGUAUACCAUACAUAUAUAAUGUAGAUUACAUACGUUGCUUUAAAAGGCCAGACUGUCUUAGCUAUAUAUGCUACUGCAAUGUGUUAAUGGUUUUGCUCCUCAUAAUGACAUGUUUAACCACCUCCAGUUAUAUAGGACUAUGCUGGUUUUGAUGUAAAUUUUAUUUAGGAAAAUUAUAAUUUAUUAUCUGUGCUUCUAACAACUGCAGCUGAUGAUCUAAGCAAAGGUUCUGUGCAAUAUUCUUUGAAAUUAACUACUUUAGGCUGUUUGACAAAAAAAUAAGAAUUAGUGAUAGGCUUUAUUACUCGUUGAAUCUUCCAUUGAUAUGCUAAUCAAAUUCUAGGAAGUGUACCUCUGAGGUAUCCAAGUUUUAUAACAAAAAUAAAAAAAGCUUCAUUCCCACGUACUGUUCCAUCUAUGUGUCAUGGAUGCCAAGGAAAGCACUUUCAAUUAUUUACUGGUGUGAUGGAUUUAUUCACAAUCAGUAACAUCUGGAUGAGCUUAACCUCACGACUUAUAUUCAUUGGUGUUUUGACUUGACUUCCAUAACACAAAGCAACAAUAUAUGUCAUAUUGAAGGAUAAUAUUCAUUUAUUCCUCAAAACAAUGAAGUUUUGAUUGAGUUUCCCCCAUGAAGGAUUAUGUACUUUGUUUAUAAACCUUAUACAUUUUCUAUGUGAUAGGCAAUUUAUUCAAAAGUUUUAUCAAACAGGUUCCUUCAGUACCUAGUUCUUUCACCACCUUUGUGAUUAUUGUCUGUUGUUUAUAUGAUGUUCAUAGACAAGCGACACAAUUCAAUAAAUUUUAAGUAUGUAGGAGACACAGUAUAUGUAAUUCCUAAGAUAUACGUACAUGUAUAAGACAAAGGCAUUGAUCACACUGGUUUGGUACUAUGGCUGUAGACACUGAGUAUGAAUUUUGAUGCCUUUAUAUGAGGACCGUUCCCUUGAAGUUGUCUUCGCAAGUAAGACUAGACUCUUCCCGGUAUGAUGCUUGUUUGAAAUUUCAUCUCCAAUUUAUGUAAUACUGUAUAUAGUAUUAUGGAAGUACAUUUCAUUCUCAUAACUAAAUUGUCACAGAACUCUGUCAUUAGGUUGCUGUCACAGUUUCUAGUCUUCUUGUAAGGACCAAAAUAAUUACUUUUUAUCUCACACACAUGCUGUGUUUAUCAGCUUUCAUGCAUUAUUAUCUACUUUAGCAUUUCUUUGGGCCUCAUAUAUUGACUUAGGAUUCUACUUCAAGGAGCUGUUGUCACCUCACAUUUAUUUGUGUUUUGCAUCAGACUUCGAGUAUUCUGUGUCAUUAUAAAGAAAGAAAAAAAAAAGAA
Macrobrachium nipponense is the source of this 7866-nucleotide messenger RNA. Its product is annotated as trichohyalin-like. Bases 1 to 5640 code for a protein of 1879 amino acids. The transcript is spliced from 13 exons. Lineage: Eukaryota; Metazoa; Arthropoda; Malacostraca; Decapoda; Palaemonidae. Gene Ontology annotation, molecular function: microtubule binding. The record is from RefSeq and is a predicted model, not a curated record.